Hippoglossus stenolepis (Pacific halibut) is the source of this 1726-nucleotide messenger RNA. RefSeq names its product enolase 1b, (alpha) (gene eno1b). The record is from RefSeq and is a predicted model, not a curated record. Gene Ontology annotation, molecular function: magnesium ion binding; phosphopyruvate hydratase activity. Gene Ontology annotation, cellular component: phosphopyruvate hydratase complex. Lineage: Eukaryota; Metazoa; Chordata; Actinopteri; Pleuronectiformes; Pleuronectidae. The transcript is spliced from 12 exons. The coding region runs from base 143 to 1441 and encodes 432 amino acids. Gene Ontology annotation, biological process: glycolytic process.
UACAAUCUGUAGAGGGCAGCAGGACAGAAACAAAGCCUCGAGCUUCCGGAUAAAUGUGAGCAGAAGAAGAGACUCUGCAGCCUGUCAAAGUCUGACAUUUAAACCUUCAACUUGUCUGCGGUUAACUUCAAGGUCCUGCACGAUGUCUAUCGUCAAGAUCCACGCUCGAGAGAUCUUUGAUUCUCGUGGAAACCCAACUGUGGAGGUCGACCUUUACACUGACAAAGGCUUGUUUAGGGCGGCUGUACCAAGUGGAGCAUCAACUGGAAUCUACGAAGCCUUGGAGCUCCGGGACAAUGACAAGUCUCGCUACCUUGGGAAAGGCGUCUCAAAGGCUGUAGAAAACAUAAACUCAGCCAUUGCACCUGCACUUGUUGGUCAAGAUGUAUCUGUGGUUGAGCAGGAGAAAAUUGACCAGAUGAUGAUUGACAUGGACGGAACAGAUAACAAAUCCAAGUUUGGAGCAAAUGCGAUCCUGGGUGUGUCUCUGGCUGUUUGCAAAGCUGGUGCAGCAGAGAAAGGAGUCCCCCUGUAUCGUCACAUUGCUGACCUCGCAGGAAACCCUGAGGUUAUCCUGCCUGUGCCGGCCUUCAAUGUGAUCAACGGGGGCUCCCAUGCAGGAAACAAGCUCGCCAUGCAGGAAUUCAUGAUCCUGCCCGUUGGCGCGAGCACCUUCAAAGAAGCCAUGCGCAUUGGAGCUGAGGUCUACCACAAUCUGAAAAAUGUCAUCAAGAAGAAAUAUGGACAGGAUGCCACCAAUGUGGGCGAUGAAGGUGGUUUUGCCCCAAACAUCUUGGAAAACAAAGAAGCGUUGGAGUUAGUGAAGGAGGCCAUUGCCAAAGCAGGAUACACAGAUAAGGUUGUGAUUGGUAUGGAUGUGGCUGCAUCUGAAUUCUACCGGGAGGGAAAAUACGACCUGGACUUCAAGUCUCCUGAUGACCCAAACCGUUACAUCACUCCUGACGAGCUGGCUGAUCUCUACAAGAGCUUUGUGAAGGAUUAUCCAGUGGUUUCCAUUGAGGAUCCCUUUGACCAGGACGACUGGGCUGCCUGGGCCAACUUCACUGGGAGCACGGACAUCCAGGUCGUUGGAGACGAUCUGACUGUUACCAACCCCAGUCGCAUCAGCAAGGCUGUGGAGGAGAAAUCCUGCAACUGUCUGCUGCUGAAAGUCAAUCAGAUCGGCACAGUCACCGAGUCUAUGAAAGCCUGUAAAAUGGCGCAGGAGAGCGGCUGGGGUGUGAUGGUCAGCCAUCGCUCUGGCGAAACUGAGGACACCUUCAUCGCAGAUUUGGUGGUCGGCCUUUGCACUGGACAGAUCAAGACUGGGGCACCUUGUCGCUCUGAGCGUUUGGCCAAAUACAACCAGAUUCUUAGAAUUGAAGAGGAGUUGGGGGACAAGGCUCGAUUUGCUGGAAAAAACUUCAGAAAACCAUUGUAAAUGGAUGAAGCAUUUACUUCACAUACAAAUGGAUUCAGAAGCAAAACACAUUGAAUAGUGAUUAAUAUAGUACAAUAGUAACUAAUGUAGACCAUUCAUGUGCUGACUGGUUUAUAGACAGAACAAACUGUAGUAACUUGUGACACUUUACACUUUUUUUAUGUGGAAUAAAAAAAUUGAUCUGAUUGUAACUGGAUAAAUAUAAAAUUACAGCACUUACUAAUUGUGAUGAUAAAAGCUGCACUUGGAGAAACGGUUAAUAAAAAUGAUUUCUUCCAGAAAUAA